UUUUGAUUUGAUAUAAGAUUGCCGAGGAAACGAAGCUAAGCUAAUCUAACAAUGUGGAGUUCAAAUUCAAUGAUGAUGGUAUUGUGUGUUGGAAGCAUUGCUAUUAUAUUUCUGAUCUCAACUGCUUCAGCUAACGACGUCGUUGUGCUCACAGAAGACAACUUCGAAAAAGAGGUUGGCAAGGAUCGUGGCGCUCUCGUUGAGUUUUAUGCUCCUUGGUGUGGACACUGUAAAAAGCUAGCCCCAGAGUAUGAAAAAUUGGCUACAAGUUUUAAAAAAACCAAUACCAUUUUGAUUGGGAAGGUUGAUUGUGAUGAACAUAAAAGUGUUUGCACUAAGUAUGGAGUUUCUGGUUACCCUACAGUUCAGUGGUUUCCCAAGGCAUCACUAAAACCAAAGAAGUUUGAGGGUGCACGCACCGCGGAAGCCCUUGCUGCUUUUGUAAACAUUGAAGGAGGUACCAAUGUGAAGAUACCUUCUGUUCCAUCAAGUGUGGUAGUUCUCACUCCAGAUAACUUCGAUGAAAUUGCCUUAGAUGAAACAAAAGAUGUUCUGGUGGAGUUCUAUGCACCAUGGUGUGGUCAUUGCAAGGCCCUUGCUUAUACUUAUGAAAAGAUUGCUGCAGUAUUUAGGAUGGAGGAAGAAGUAGUUAUUGCGAAUGUUGACGCUGACGAGUACAAAGAUUUGGCUGAGAAAUAUGGUGUUGCUGCCUAUCCCUCGCUGAAGUUUUUCCCAAAGAACAAUAAAGCUGGUGAAGAUUUUGUUGGUGGUCAUGAUUUGGAUGAUUUUGUAGCUUUCAUUAAUGAGAAAUGCGGCACCAACCGUGAUGAACAGGGUCAACUUACUUCUAAGGCUGGUAUAGUAGCAUCUCUAGAUAAUUUGGUGAAGGAGUUUAUGAGUGCUGAUGAUGAUGAGAAGAAGGUUGUCUUUUCUCGACUUGAAGAGGAAGUUAAGAAACUUAAGGGUUCUGCUGCAAGAUAUGGCAGCCUAUACUUAAAACUUGCUAAGAGCGGUAUGGAAAAAGGUGCAGACUAUGCGAAGAAUGAAAGUCAUCGUCUAGAGCGUAUGCUUAAGAAGUCAAUAAGUGCAGAAAAGGCGGAUGAAUUUACUCUCAAGAAGAACAUCUUAUCUACUUUUGUUUGAUCUUAUGGUUGUAGAAUAGUCAUUAAUAUAAAUUAUAUCAAGAGGCAUGACGUGUAAUUCCUGAGUGUGUAGGUAUUACUGCCCUGGUUUUCUGAUGACCAUGCCCUCUAAAUAUGCAGUCUUUUAUGCACACUUUUUCAUUCUUCAUGUAUCAAAUUUUGUAAAAAUUAAAGAAAAUGAUUGAUUUUCAUUUGAGAAAAUAUAUUAUAAAUCUUCUAUUUGAAUGGCUUCCGGUUCAAGA
Molecule: messenger RNA, 1384 nt
Organism: Cicer arietinum (chickpea)
Lineage: Eukaryota; Viridiplantae; Streptophyta; Magnoliopsida; Fabales; Fabaceae
Product: probable protein disulfide-isomerase A6
Biological process (GO): protein folding
Cellular component (GO): endoplasmic reticulum
Molecular function (GO): protein disulfide isomerase activity
Source: RefSeq, a predicted model, not a curated record